This is a messenger RNA of Microthlaspi erraticum, 507 nucleotides long. NCBI's taxonomy places the organism in Eukaryota, Viridiplantae, Streptophyta, Magnoliopsida, Brassicales, Brassicaceae. The record is from the annotation of a GenBank genome assembly.
AUGGAGGAUGCUCAGCUGCGUAGACAUUUUAAAAUGAGUGAUGACAUGACAGGUGUUCUUCUAACCGGGAUAGAUCCACUGUCUAAUGCUCACAGAGUUCUGAAAGAACACGAUGUCAUUCUUGCAGUUGAAGGUUCUCCUGUCAGUAACAAUGGAAGAGAUUAUUUUCGGGGAAAAAAUUGGCUCCCUUUUACUCACUUGGUUGCUAUGAAGAAACCUGGUGAAACAGUUAUAGUUAAAGUCUUAAGAGAUGGAAAAGAGCAUGAGUUUAUGAUCAGCUUAAACUGCACAGUGAAGAAAGUGAACGGAGUGAAAGUGGUGAAUCUGAAGCAUCUAAGUGAGCUAAUAGAGAAAUGUUGCACCGAGGAUUUGAGGUUUGACUUAGAAGAGGGACAUGUUAUUGUUUUGAAUAAAAAAUCUGCUAAGGAAGCAACUUCGUUGAUUUUGGAACGUCACAAAAUACCAUCGGCCAUGUCCAGUGACCUUCAGGAAACAAACUCUGGCUAG